CCCCGCGCCGCCGCCGUGGGUGCGGGUCCCGGUGCCGCCGCCGCCGCCGCCGCCGCUCUGUGCCCCCGGGCCGCCCGCCUUGUCCGCGGCCGCCAUGGGCUCCCUGCUCAGCCGGCGCAUCGCGGGAGUGGAGGACAUCGACAUCCAGGCCAACUCGGCCUACCGCUACCCGCCCAAGUCCGGAAACUACUUUGCAAGUCACUUCUUUAUGGGAGGUGAGAAGUUUGACACCCCUCACCCCGAGGGUUACCUUUUUGGUGAGAACAUGGACUUAAACUUCCUUGGAAAUAGACCAGUUCAGUUUCCCUAUAUAACUCCAGCUCCACAUGAGCCAGUGAAGACACUGAGGAGUUUGGUGAACAUCCGCAAGGAUUCUCUCCGACUUGUAAGGUAUAAAGAUGAUGUUGACAGCCCUACUGAGGAGAAUGGGAAGCAGAAGGUGCUGUACAGCCUGGAAUUCACCUUUGAUGCAGAUGCCCGUGUUGCCAUCACAAUCUACUGCCAGGCUACAGAGGAGUUUGUUGGUGGCAUGGCCGUAUCACCCAAUUCGCUGCCUUUCUGUGUUCCCUGUGACAGGAGCAUCGGGGCCACCAAAGUAAAGUUCAGUCUGACAUUAACAGAAUACAGCACAAAGAAUCCCUCUCUGCAGUCUGAGACAGUUCACUACAAGAGAGGGGUAAGCCAGCAAUUCUCCCUGCCUUCCUUCAAGAUUGAUUUCUCAGAGUGGAAGGAUGAUGAGCUGAACUUUGACUUGGACCGUGGAGUGUUCCCUGUGGUCAUCCGAGCAGUGGUGGAUGAAGGGGAUGUGGUGGUUGAGGUCACUGGUCAUGCCCAUGUUCUUCUGGCUGCGUUUGAAAAGCACGUUGAUGGCAGUUUUUCUGUGAAACCACUAAAACAGAAGCAGAUUGUUGACCGGGUGAGCUACCUGCUUCAGGAGAUCUACGGCAUUGAGAACAAAAACAACCAGGAGACCAAGCCUUCAGACGAUGAGAACAGCGACAACAGCAACGAGUGCGUGGUGUGCCUGUCGGACCUGCGGGACACGCUGAUCCUGCCCUGCCGCCACCUCUGCCUCUGCAACUCCUGCGCCGACACGCUGCGCUACCAGGCCAACAACUGCCCCAUCUGCAGGCUGCCCUUCCGUGCCCUGCUGCAGAUCCGGGCGGUGAGGAAGAAGCCGGGGGCUCUGUCACCGGUGUCAUUCAGCCCUGUCCUGGCACAGAGUGUGGACCAUGAUGAGCACUCUAGCUCUGACAACAUCCCCCCAGGCUACGAGCCCAUCUCGCUGCUGGAGGCGCUGAACGGCCUGCGCUCGGUGUCGCCCUCGCUGCCCUCGGCCCCUCUCUACGACGAGAUCUCCUACUCGGGGGUGGUGGAUGGGAUGCCCCCGGCCAGCCGCCCGCUCGGGGCCAUGGACAGAGCCCUGGAGGGUGCCCACCAAAAGGGCAAACGCAGCAAGUCUCCAGACAGCACACUACGGUCUCCCUCAUCCCCAAUCCAUGAGGAGGAUGAGGAGAAGCUCUCCGAGGACUCCGACUCGCAGGCGGUGCUGAGCGGGGGUGAGCUGGUCCUGAGGGAGACCAGCUCUCCAGAGAGUGUGGCAGGGGAAGAGAUGGAGGAGGCCUCAUCGGUGCAGCAGGGUAGCCGCCCACCCUCGGUGGAAGACGUGCUGCAGGACGGCGGCUGCGGCGAGAGCCGGAGCCUGACGCGCUCCGAGAGCGACCCCCCGGUCGACGUCUUCCUGCCAGCACUUGGUCCUGAUUCCUGCUCUGUUGGUAUAGAGGAGUAAGCUGGCUCGUCCGACUUCACCAAGACGCUCCCCGUCCGCGGCACCGGCAGCCCCACGCAGCCCCUUCUCUUCGAGCAGACCCGUCUGCACCUGGAGGACGAGCAGAGCCUUUCGUGAGCGGGGCCGGACCCUGGUCGUGCCGCCAGGCCCCGCCGGGCUCUCCCGGGACGCAGCGCGGGGUGGCGCCCGGACGCGGUUUCGGCACAGCCUGUGCAUGUUUCCUGGCGGUGGGUAGGGGCUGGUGUCGUGUUUUUCCGUGGGAGGUGUCUGUGGGGCCGGGGCGGGGUUUUGGGUCCGAGUCGGCAGAUGAAGGACACUACCGAUGUAUAUUUUGUACUUACCGAGCACAGCCCUUUGCUGUCACUGCCCCUGUACAUAGCUGUGGCCCUCCCUGCCUUGCCGGGCCGCAGGGCUCCGCGGGAGCGGGGGAGUGCGAGGGUCAGCCCCGGCCCGCCCCGAGGCAGUCACGGGGAGGACGUGGGGGUCAGCCCCGCCCCAGACCGUUCGGGGUGACCCCCGCGCCCCCCGUUCCCGCAGAGCCCGGCGCUGCCCACGCCGUGUGCCUUGUUCUGCUUCUGCGGGGGGUCCCGGGGCACAUCCCCCCCCUCCCCUUCUAUGUUUGUAGUAAUAAACCCGUGGAGCAGC
Molecule: messenger RNA, 2434 nt
Organism: Haemorhous mexicanus (house finch)
Lineage: Eukaryota; Metazoa; Chordata; Aves; Passeriformes; Fringillidae
Gene: MGRN1
Product: mahogunin ring finger 1
Exons: 18
Coding region: 95-1789 (564 amino acids)
Biological process (GO): endosome to lysosome transport; negative regulation of G protein-coupled receptor signaling pathway; protein ubiquitination
Cellular component (GO): early endosome; plasma membrane; nucleus
Molecular function (GO): ubiquitin protein ligase activity
Source: RefSeq, a predicted model, not a curated record